Dermacentor andersoni is the source of this 1577-nucleotide messenger RNA. The record is from RefSeq and is a predicted model, not a curated record. Lineage: Eukaryota; Metazoa; Arthropoda; Arachnida; Ixodida; Ixodidae.
GAACAAAGGUGCAUUUUCUCCAGCCAGUCUGUAAUGUUCGGAGAAAUUACUCAGCGUCUGACGCAAACGGUGUUGCAUAAAAAAAGCCGUCCCACGCACAUUGCUCAAGCGUACCGCUACAUUCACGCGAAAGGCGGAACGGAAAAUCAUUCAGGUAACUUUUGACUGCCGAAAAGGGAAACUUGCGUGGCCACUUAGUGUCUCGCCAUGGUUCACAGGCGUUGCUUGCGGUGUGAUCAACCGGUUCUCUCGGUGCCAUACUGCAGCCAGUGCUGGCCUGGGAACCGGCAGACCUUCUCCCAAGAGAUGCCUUGGGAUCCCAACGGAAGCCACCACGAUGUGGUGCCUGACGCCAUCCCCAUACCUCACAGCAGGCGCCACGAAGUUAUUGCAGCAUUACACAAUUCUGGGACGUCCGGUGAUCGCCAACAGGACAGCGCUGAAAGAAACCUGCACAAACCUGCGCCUGCAACCAGGGAUGCUGGUACCAUGACAGAACCACAACAGAGGCGUUCAAGCUACAACAAACCCGCGUCUCCACACUUGGAUUCUCACCACUCCGAACAGCAAGGGAGAAAAGCGAUGCUUGGGCAUACCACAGAGAAGCCUGCACGCAAAUAAGAAAUGCAACUGUUUUUACUUUGAGAAUUACGUUGUGGUCCAGCACAAGAAACAAGUGGUGGAAAAGGAAGUCCCACAUUGGGAAAUGAACAGCUCCUCCAUAUGACUAGGAAGGAAUGUUAGUGUUUUCACACAGUGCGAUGUAAGGACCACCCUGGCAGAAGUGGCCAAUGUCCAAGCCGACCAACGAAUUUGCAAGUCCACAGUGUCGUGAACAAAAGGCACAAAGGCAGCCACACCAAGUGUUUGCUCCGCUUCACCUUAGCAGGCAGCGGUGGCCACUGUGGCUGGUACUCGACGCAUCCUUCCACCUGCAUUUUAGAAAAACGACGACAAUGUGAUGUCUGCUUUGCCAUCCAGCGCCCACACAGCAGCAGCAAAGACAAGGAGGUGAACGACUGCAAGAACGCUACCUCAAAUUCUAGUAGAUGACAUAGUCAAAACUGGGAUGAAUUGAUAUGGCUACACAAAUGUGUGCGUGUGAUGUAGAUAAUAUCUGGAUGAUUAUGUACUAACUGAAGGAGAAGACUCCCAACAUUUGCAAAGCAUUACAUGAUACACCAAUUCUUUCGACGUAAAAGUGUGUUGACAAAGCAUGCAUCAAUUUAGUGAAUGCAUGCUUCCAAGGACAGCAAAUGUGCAAUGCCCGAUGCCUUACGCGCAUGUUGAACGAAGGCUGAAUUAUUUAUUUGCUUUAACACCUCAUGAGACGUUCUAGUAACUUUGCCAGUGCCUUAUGGCUGUGAGGCCUUUAUUGCCGUCUUUACUUCGCAUUCAUAGUACUGUACCUGAAUUAAUUUGCAGCUGACAAAUAGCACAUACAUAAUGGAAAGGCUACAAGCUUGUAUGAAAUUAGCAGAGCAGUACUAAUUAAGAUAAUUAAUUAGUUAGGAAACAAAUAAAAUACUUCCAAGGCAGGUGGUCACAAGAAAUAAAAAUUUUUUGUUGAUGCCUUA